Molecule: messenger RNA, 2541 nt
Organism: Stylophora pistillata
Lineage: Eukaryota; Metazoa; Cnidaria; Anthozoa; Scleractinia; Pocilloporidae
Product: 6-phosphofructo-2-kinase/fructose-2,6-bisphosphatase
Biological process (GO): fructose metabolic process; fructose 2,6-bisphosphate metabolic process
Cellular component (GO): cytosol
Molecular function (GO): ATP binding; 6-phosphofructo-2-kinase activity; fructose-2,6-bisphosphate 2-phosphatase activity
Source: RefSeq, a predicted model, not a curated record
GCUCAGGAGGCAUAUUUCGAAGCACUUGCCUUCACAUGUCCAAUAUCAGUAUUUAAUUUGUUAUUGUGACUUUAAAGAUAGAACAUAAUUAAGUUUUGCACCAUGAAUCGUUCUCUAUAUCCCGCCUCGUGUCCUCCGAUUGUACACGUUCCUACUUGUAUAGUGAUGGUUGGUUUGCCGGCGAGAGGUAAAACCUACGUUUCGAGAAAACUUACCCGCUAUCUUAACUGGAUCGGCGUAAACACCAAGGUCUUCAACCUCGGGGAGUACCGCCGUGAAAUGGCUGGUGCUCACUGCAAACACUCGUUCUUCGAUCCAAGUAAUACGAAUGGAAUGAAUGUUCGUGAGAAGUGUGCCGAACUUGCUCUGGAAGACAUCACUAAAUGGCUGAGCGACAAGGGACAGGUAGCCAUCUUCGAUGCAACGAACACCACUCGAGCUAGGAGAAAGAAAGUCACGGAUCACCUCACCGCCCAUGGCUUCAAGGAAUUUUUCGUGGAGUCAGUUUGCGAUGAUAGCGAGAUCAUUCGUUCCAACAUUCUGGAAGUAAAGGUGAACUCCCCUGACUAUCAGGGUGUACCCCCAGAAGAGGCUCGCCAAGAUUUUGAGGCCCGCAUCAAUCAUUAUAACAAUUUUUAUGAACCUCUUUCUUUGGAUCAUGAUUCCAAUAUGCCCUUUCUGAAAGUGAUAGAUGGUGGAAAGCGAUUUCUGAUGAAUAAAGUUGAGGGAUAUCUACAGAGUAGGAUAGUGUACUACAUCAUGAACUUGCAUAUCACCCCAAGAGCCAUCUAUCUGUCAAGACAUGGUGAAAGCAUGAUGAAUUUACAAGGGAGGAUUGGAGGAGAUUCUGAUCUCUCUGAGAGGGGCUGGGAGUACUGCAAGGUGCUUGGAAAGUUUGUGAAAGAAAAUAUGCCAGAUGAUCUCAAAGUCUGGACCAGUGAAAUGAAGCGCACUAAUCAGACAGCAAGUGCCAUUGACCGGCCAAUCGAAAAGUGGAAGGCUAUCAAUGAAAUCGAUGCAGGUGUAUGUGAAGGAAUGACAUACGAAGAAAUACAGGAACAAUUUCCAGAAGCUUUUGCUAAGAGAGAUGAAGAUAAAUUCCACUAUCGCUAUGCCAGAGGGGAAUCCUAUGAAGAUCUUGUUGCCCGGUUAGAACCAGUAAUCAUGGAACUAGAAAGACAACACAAUGUGCUUGUGAUCUGUCACCAGGCUGUAGCUCGAUGCCUCCUGGCUUACUUUUUAGACCACAGCUCCAAUGAGUUGCCCUACUUGCGUGUCCCCUUGCACACCCUUAUAAAGCUCACUCCUGUAGCAUACGGUUGCCGUGUGGAAAAGAUUGAUUUGAAGGUUCCAGCUGUGAACACACACAGGGAAAAGCCGAAGGUUGUGACAGUGACCCGGUCCACUGAAGAUGCUUUGGAGACCGUCCCAGAACAUGAGUGACAUUGAUAGAAUGAUUUCAUCUUUCUCAAAUGAUAUAUCUUUGUUAAUUUUCUAGAUUUUCUCAAAUCUUUGAUAUUAUGGUGUAAAAGUGGACAUUUUGUGGGUUGCUAGGAGCCUCAUUCCAUAAGUUCUCAAGGGUGGAAGUGUGCCUAUUUCAGCAAGCAACCAUUCUGAACAAAAAAAAUUAAAUUUAUUAAAUUAUUUAUUCACACAGCAUUUUUGAUUCUUUUUUCAUCAUGUUGUUAUUGUUAAAUAGACAGAUCCCCUAUUUGGUUUAGAUAAAUAAUAAAAUUAUUUCAGUGUUAAGUUUAGGUCCAGGUUUCCUAAGUGUCUGUUCCACUAUCAUAGAGCAGGCAUGAUGUUUCAGUUGGUUCGAAAGGUCAGAUCUUGGGUUAUAAUAGGAUGAUUUGAUACAUUUUGUUAGCUUCUGCUUUAUGAUGUUUAUUAUUAAGGGGAGAGUGAAUUGAAAUUGCAAAGAUGGCUCUGAGCCUCAAAGUUUGCAUAUUAAUGACAGUAGCAUGAAAUGAUUUUUAUUUAUUUUUUAGGAGCCUGCAAAAUCACUGCUUCAUUUUUGUUUUCAGGCCAGCUUAGCUGUAGUUGUGGUGUCCUGUGGAUGUUACCUUUACCAAGGAUAUAACCCCCUUGAUAAACUUUUGAUAUUAUUAACCACUUAAAGGGUCAGGGAAGUUUUAUUCUUGAGUUUUAUGGACAAAAUGUUUUUUUUUUUCAUGCAGUGUAGAUACUUACACCUUAUUUGUAUUUAGAUAAAUGUAUUUAAUUUUGGUGAAAGACAUUCAGUGUCUCACUUUUAACAGUAAAAUUUCUAUUCACAAAUUUUUGCCAGACAGCUCUGAUUUAUUUGUAUAGUUGAUCUUGAGUGAGGUGUUUAUUUUAUUGUAUAAUAUUCUUUUAAACUUAAAGGUGGGUAGCAAAUGCAGGGAUCUGAUCAUGUUUCACUGGGACAUUUUAGAAAAAUUCACACAUCAGGUAUAUUUUAAACAGCAUUUCAGGUGUCACAAAAUUAAAAGGGAAACCUUCAAAUUUCUCUUCACCUGUUCAAGUUUUCAGGAAAAUCUUGAGGUCUGAAAUAAAUGUUAG